AUGCAGGAUAAGGUGUACCAGGAAAUACAAGCAGUGUUCGGUGAGACGGACCGCGCCGUGACCGCGGAGGAUCUGCCGAAGCUGACGUAUCUGGAGGCCGUCAUCAAGGAGAGCCUGCGACUCUACCCGCCGGUGCCGAUAGUGACGCGAGAGGUCCACGGGGAUACACCUCUACCGUCAGGUAUAACGCUGGUGGACGACACGACGGUGAUGUUCAACAUCUGGGGCACGCACCGUAACCCCGCGUACUGGGGGCCCGACGCGGAGGAGUUUCGCCCCGAGCGGUUCCUGCAGGGCCCGCUGCCGCACCCCGCCAUGUUCGUGCCCUUCAGCCACUCCGUCAGGAACUGCCUCGUAUACAAUCCCGCGUACUGGGGGCCCGACGCGGAGGAGUUCCGCCCCAAGCGGUUCCUGCAGGGCCCGCUGCCGCACCCCGCCAUGUUCGUGCCCUUCAGCCACUCCGUCAGGAACUGCCUCGGCGCAACAUACGCAAUGAUGUCGGCGAAGACGGCGCUGGCCAACGUGAUCCGGCGCCACCGGCUGCUGCCGCCGGCCGGCGUGCGCGCCGCCGACCUGCAGCGCCCUCUACCGGUCAAGUACGACAUCAUGAUGAAGGCUGUCGACAACUUCACCCUUAGAAUAGAAGAGAGAAACCAAAACAAAACCCUUAAUGUAUAAACAUA
Cydia amplana is the source of this 683-nucleotide messenger RNA. RefSeq names its product probable cytochrome P450 313a1. Gene Ontology annotation, molecular function: monooxygenase activity; iron ion binding; heme binding. The record is from RefSeq and is a predicted model, not a curated record. Lineage: Eukaryota; Metazoa; Arthropoda; Insecta; Lepidoptera; Tortricidae. The coding region runs from base 1 to 678 and encodes 225 amino acids. The transcript has 5 exons.